AUGCAACUUUUACAUUUUAUUGUUGGUUUGGCAGUUCUCAUCUCCGUGUGUUUGACGGCAUCUGAUGACCGUAUCAUGGGAUGGAACAAGGCCCACGGAUUGUGGGGUAAACGGUCGGUUCAGGAAGCAUCGCAAGACAAACGAACACCUCAAAACUGGAACAAGCUGAACAGCUUGUGGGGUAAACGUUCAUCUGGAAUCGCUUCAUUUGACGACGACUACACAAUGGACAGCAACGGAGAAAACACUAAUGAGGUGGCAAUGUUGUACAAAAGAUCACCAGCUCAAUGGCAACGAGCCAACGGACUUUGGGGAAGAUAA
Molecule: messenger RNA, 321 nt
Organism: Caenorhabditis remanei
Lineage: Eukaryota; Metazoa; Nematoda; Chromadorea; Rhabditida; Rhabditidae
Exons: 4
Coding region: 1-321 (106 amino acids)
Source: RefSeq, a predicted model, not a curated record